AUGAAACGGUAUUUUCAUCACAUACCUUCAACAAGUGUAGAUGGUUCAUCUUCAACGGUUAAUGGUCCUACUACACAUGUUGAGCCUGGAGCAACAUCAGCACAAGUGAAUAUUGAAGUUGAUCUUCAACCUGAACCAUCUUCAAAAGUGGUUGAUUUAUUAAAUCUGCCAAGUGAUCCGGGACUACGACCUAACAUAAUGAGCUAUCCUCCAAACAUGAUCGAGCAGAUAGCAUCAAUAAAGUGUCUCCGCUAUCUCCUUAUGCAAGGAAUGGCUUUUCGAGGACAUGAUGAGUCAGAAGAAUCUUUGAACCAAGGCAAUUUUAUGGAGCUUUUGAAACUUUUGGCUUCUUGUAGCAAAGAGAUAUCUAAUGUUGUAUUGAAGAAUGCUCCUGAAAAUUUGAAACUUACAUCACCUGACAUUCAGAAAGAUAUCAUAAAUGCAAUUGCAGUUGAGACUACUAGAGCUAUCAUUGAUGAUAUUGGUAAUGAUUUUUUUGCCAUAUUAGUUGAUGAAUGUCGGGAUGUGUCUGUCAAAGAGCAAAUGGUGCAUGUUAGUGACACAAUUGCUACCUCACUUGAGAAGGGAAUUGAUUCCUUAUUUUCUACUUAUGGGUUGAGCAUUUCUAGUUUGAGAGGUCAAGGAUAUGAUGGUGCAAGCAACAUGAGAGGUGAAUUCAGUGGAUUGAAAACUUUGAUACUUAAGAGGAAUCCUAAUGCCUAUUAUGUUCAUUGUUUUGCUCAUCAGCUUCAACUAACAAUUGUUGCUGUUGCCAAAAAGCAUAUCAUUGUUGGGUCUUUCUUUAAUACUAUCUCGCCUUUAUGCAAUGUGGUUGGAGGUUCAUGUAAGCGCAGGGAUAUGCUUCGAGAGAGCCAAAGAGAGAAGAUUAUGGAAGGCAUUGCAAGUGAUGAAAUUAAGACCGAAAGAGGGUUGAAUCAAGAAAUGGGGAUGAAACGACCCGGGGACACUCGUUGGAGUUCUCAUUACGGUACUCUCAUCAACUUGAUUCACUUAUUUACUUCAGUUGUUGAUGUUCUUGAGUAUGUUGGGGCAAAUGGUACCGAUGAUUCACAAAAAUCUGAAGCUAUGGAUUUGUUAGAUGUUAUUAGUCGAUUUGAGUUUGUCUUUGUGUUACAUCUGAUGAAGAAAAUUUUAGGAAUUACACAUGAUCUAUCUCAAGUGCUACAAAGGAAAGAACAAGAUAUUGUGAAUGCAAUGAGACUUGUUAAUGUAGCAAAAACUCGCUUGCAAGCAAUGAGAGAUAAAGAAUGGGAGAUGAUGUUAACUGACAUUUCUAAGUUUUGUAGUAAAAAUAAGAUAGAAAUGAUUGAUAUGGAAGAUGAAUAUGCACCUCGAGGAAGAGGAAGACGUAGAGUUGAGAAAAUGACAAAUCUCCACCAUUAUCGAGUUGAGCUUUUUUAUACUGUGAUUGACAUGCAGGCUUUAGAGUUAAAUCAACGUUUUGAUGAAGUCAACACAGAAUUGAUUUUAUGCAUGUCAUGUUUGGAUCCUAGAGACUCAUUUGCUGGAUUUGAUAUUGAAAAGCUAGUUCGACUUGCAAAGUUUUAUCCGUCUGAAUUUUCUGAAGUUGCUUUGUAUGAACUUGAAAGUCAGCUUGAGAACUUUAUUGUCGAUGUGCGCAUGGAUGAAAAGUUCUUAGAACUAUCAGGGAUUGGAGAUCUUGCUGAGAAGAUGCUUGCGGGGGCUGUUCUGGAUCUGGGAAGGGGAUCGGUUAGAUGCGGUGAUCAGUGUCUUGAGCACGAUAUGCAGCCUGUUGGGUCGAUGAUAGGUACUAAGCAAUCGUUCAAAAGAUUGUCUCCCAUACGAUUGCGAAGAACACUCUUGAUGAUCUUCAUUGCUGAAAAGGGUCUUUCAACUGUAGCAGUAGCAACUGUUGCUACUGCUACAGUUGAAAGAGCAUUUUCAGCGAUGAAGAUCAUCAAGAGUGUUCUUCGCAAUCGUAUGGGAGACAAUCUUUUGAACGAUUGCUUAGUACCUUACAUCGAAAAGGAUGUGUUUGUAAAUGUUACUAAUGAAGCUAUUAUGCAGAGGUUUCAGAACAUGAAAAACAGGAGAGAAAUGUUAUGA
Salvia miltiorrhiza (redroot sage) is the source of this 2088-nucleotide messenger RNA. RefSeq lists its product as uncharacterized. The coding region runs from base 1 to 2088 and encodes 695 amino acids. NCBI's taxonomy places the organism in Eukaryota, Viridiplantae, Streptophyta, Magnoliopsida, Lamiales, Lamiaceae. The record is from RefSeq and is a predicted model, not a curated record. The transcript is spliced from 6 exons.